Molecule: messenger RNA, 17060 nt
Organism: Coregonus sp. 'balchen'
Lineage: Eukaryota; Metazoa; Chordata; Actinopteri; Salmoniformes; Salmonidae
Source: the annotation of a GenBank genome assembly
UCUCAGCUACUAAGUGGGUUUGUUUGGGUUUAAAGAGCUGUUUGGUGAUCGGGAAAGACACCAACGACAAAAAUGAGCAUCGUUCACAAAUAAGUAAGAUGAUCUUUCUAUGCUUGUUUCUACUGUGAUUGAAUCGGUCGAGUGGUAACGACGUUGUAGAUUCCCGGGCUGUUGUUUUAUUUGGUUACCUAGCUGCUAGCUGCGUACGUUAACUUAGCUAGCCCGUGACGUUAGCGCAUCAUAUCAUCACCUUGCUGACAGAUUUUGUUAGGUUGAAACGUUAGCGUUCGUUUAACUUAUCCAAGGGACGUCAUUUGAUAUCAAAGUCAGACCACUGGCUCGCUAAUCUUUUGCUAGCGAGGCUUUUUGUCCAUUCAGCCAGCAACAAUAGAAGGCUGCUGCACCAACCAGCCUCCUGGCAGCCAGCCUCCAGGCCCAGACAGCUAGAAAGACAGGCUCUGGUAGUAUUUAUUCAGAAAGACAGUGCUGGAGACAUUUGUCAGUAUUUCUUCCUCUGUGACUGGGUGUGUGUAGGUAGAGCAGAUAGCUUGUCGGGGUCUGUAGUUGUACCAGUGGAGAGAGGGAUGAUGUCAGCGGCAGGAUUCUAGAAGUUAGCUAGCUCCUCCCCUCCUUUUUGUGUGUGUGUGUUGAUUUUGUGUUGAUUGUGUGUGUGUGUUGGUCGUGUGGGUGUUGAUAGUGUGAGUGUGUUUACCUCCAACAGGGUGGGUGUCAGUGUGUUUAUCUCCAACAGGGUGGGUGUGAGUGUGUUUAUCUCCAACAGGGUGGGUGUGAGUGUGUUUAUCUCCAACAGGGUGGGUGUGAGUGUGUUUAUCUCCAACAGGGUGGGUGUCAGUGUGUUUAUCUCCAACAGGGUGGGUGUGAGUGUGUUUAUCUCCAACAGGGUGGGUGUCAGUGUGUUUAUCUCCAACAGGGUGGGUGUGUUUAUCUCCAACAGGGUGGGUGUGUUUAUCUCCAACAGGGUGGGUGUCAGUGUGUUUAUCUCCAACAGGGUGGGUGUGAGUGUGUUUACCUCCAACAGGGUGGGUGUCAGUGUGUUUAUCUCCAACAGGGUGGGUGUGAGUGUGUUUAUCUCCAACAGGGUGGGUGUGGGUGUGUUUAUCUCCAACAGGGUGGGUGUCAGUGUGUUUAUCUCCAACAGGGUGGGUGUCAGUGUGUUUAUCUCCAACAGGGUGGGUGUGUUUAUCUCCAACAGGGUGGGUGUGUUUAUCUCCAACAGGGUGGGUGUGAUGGAGGUCCGUGUGGGCAGCGUGGUGUUUACCUCCAACAGGGUGGGUGUGAUGGAGGUCCGUGUGGGCAGCGUGGUGUUUACCUCCAACAGGGUGGGUGUGAUGGAGGUCCGUGUGGGCAGCGUGGUGUUUACCUCCAACAGGGUGGGUGUGUUUAUCUCCAACAGGGUGGGUGUGAUGGAGGUUCGUGUGGGCAGCGUGGUGUUUACCUCCAACAGGGUGGGUGUGAUGGAGGUUCGUGUGGGCAGCGUGGUGUUUAUCUCCAACAGGGUGGGUGUCAGUGUGUUUAUCUCCAACAGGGUGGGUGUGAGUGUGUUUAUCUCCAACAGGGUGGGUGUGUUUAUCUCCAACAGGGUGGGUGUGAGUGCCAGCCGGCCCCGAGGUUAGGUCAUGGAGGUCCGUGUGGGCAGCGUGGUGUUUUGCUCCAACAGGGUGGGUGUGUUUAUCUCCAACAGGGUGGGUGUGAUGGAGGUCCGUGUGGGCAGCGUGGUGUUUUGCUCCAACAGGGUGGGUGUGUUUAUCUCCAACAGGGUGGGUGUGAUGGAGGUCCGUGUGGGCAGCGUGGUGUUUUGCUCCAUGUUUGACUCUGGAAACCUGGCCCGCGUGGAGAAGGUCGACUCCACAACCCUUAGCAACGCCCCCGACUACGAGUUUAAUGUCUGGACGCGCCCUGACUGUGCCGGGACAGAACACGAGAAUGGAAACAGGUAACCUAGCAACUCACAAACACACACACGAUUGGACAGGUAGAACAAUAUGCCUAACCAAGCAACACACUCCUCUGGGCUCUGCAGUGUACAGCCUCUCACUGUGUGUGUGUUGCAGGUCGUGGUUCUACUUCAGUGUGCGUGGUGCUGUGCCGGGGCGGCUGCUGAAGGUCAAUGUAAUGAAUAUGAACAAGCAGAGUAAACUGUACAACCAGGGAAUGGCUCCUCUAGUCAGGACUGUACCUGGUAGGACACGCUGGGAGAGAGUACGGGACAGACCCACAUACGAGGUACACUCACUAUACACAACCACACACAAACACGCACAAAUAGACAACAAUAACACAUAACCAGACAGAGACCACAAGAGAAAGACACAAGACCACAGAGACACAAACUUACCAGGAGACACGAUCAACAGGGUACCAAAAGACAGAGACCACGUAAGACACAAUAACCAGAAAUACACAUUAGACCACCACUAGAUACACAAGACCGAAAAGACACAAUACCACACAACACAAAUACCACUAUAUACACAGAUACCACGAAUACACAAGCACGACCAAGAUACCACGAAAUACACAGAUACACGGAGAACACAAGACCACGAAAAACAGUAGACCACAGAGACACAAAUACCACGUAAGACACGGGAGACCACGAGAUACAGACAAGAGACCACGAAACACAGGAGACCACGAGAGACACAAGAGACCACGAAUACACAGGAGACCACGAGAACACACAAGAGACCACGAAAACACAGGAACAGAGACACACAAGAGACACUAAAACACAGGGACCACGGAACACACAAGAGACCACGAAAACACAAAGACCACAGAGGACACGUAGACACCACUGAAAGACACAUUAUACCACGAGAACAUACAAUAUACCAUAAAACACAUGAUACCACGAGAUACACACAAUAUGACACUAAAGACACAUAGACCACGAGAUACACAGAACCACGAGAGACACAGGAACCACAGAAAACAGAGACCACUAGAGACACAGGAGACCACGAUGAGACACAGAACCACUGAUAGACACAGAUACCACUAAAUACACAUUAUACCACUAUAUACACAAUAUACCACUAUAUACACAUUAUACCACUAUAUACACAUUAUACCACUAUAUACACAUUAUACCACUAUAUACACACAUACAAACACACACACACACUAUAUUUACAGAUGCAUGGACUAAAUGGAUGGGUUAUUGGUUGUCAAAACGUUUCUUCUCUCCACCUCUCCUCAGAUGGUGGAUAAUCAGUUCAUCCUGUCCUUUACCCAUCGUCUGUUGGAAGUGAAAGGAGCGACCACGUUCUUCUCCUUCUGUUUCCCCUUCUCCUACAGCGAGGGUCAAGACCUGCUGUCACAACUGGACCAGAGAUACCCUGACACAUCCACGCUCACACCCAGGUACACACACACACUGACACACACCAAUCCUCUGGAGUCAGCGUUUUAACCCGCUCCUCUCUCAUGCUUGGGAUCUGGAGUAGCAGUAGCGUCUCGAGAGAUAGAGCGAGGGAGCUGCAGAAGCGCGAGUCUAUCGGUGCAUCGCAUCGAGAAGAGCCCAGAGCGCGCGAGAGAGCAGCGGCUGUGAGAGAUAGCGCGAUCUAGCCUCAAUCGUCGGUCUCUAUCUCUUGGUCUCUCUCUCUAUCUUCUCUCUUCUCCUCUCUGUAACUUAUCUUCUCAUAUCGUCUCUGUCUCUGUCUCUCUGUCUCUGUCGCAUCUCUCUCUCUCCUCCCCCUCUCUCUCUCUCUCUCCCCCUCUCUGUCACUCUCCUCUCUGUCUCUGUCUCCUGUCCUGGUCGCCUUCCUCUCCUCUGCUCUCUCUCGUCCUGCUUGUCACUUCUCUCUCUCUUCUCUUUCUGUCUCUAUUCGAUGCUCUGUCUGUUCGCUGUCCCUCUCAUCUCGCACCCACGUCUAUUUCUGUCUCUCGUCUCUCCUCACUUUCUCGUUCUCUUACUCUCUCUUCACUCGCUAUCUCUCUCUCCUCUCUCAUGCUCGGCGGAGGAUGGCAAGAGAGCGAGAGCGAUGCUCUUCAUGCUCAUCUCUCUCUCUCGCUCUCUCUUUCAUUCCUAGUGCUAAGUCUCGGCUCUCUCCCCCUCCAGUUCUGGUGACAGUUGUGUACUACCACAGGGAGGUGUUGUGUAAUUCUCUGGAUGGUAACAGAGUGGAUCUGCUGACUAUCACCAGCUGUCUUGGAAUGCAGGAAGAGAGAGAACACCGCCUGGACAAACUGUUUCCUGAUACAGAGACUCCACGACCUCAUCGCUUCACUGGAAAACAGGUGACACACACGUACACACUCACGUACACACACACACACACACAGUCACGUACACACACACAAAAUGCCCUGACCACAGGGUGAUGUUUAAUCAGUAAGGUUUUGUCUAUUGAUAAUAAUGUGGUGUGUGUGUGUGUGUGUGUGUGUGUGUGUGUGUGUGUGUGUGUGUGUAGGUGUUUUUCCUCAGUAGUCGUGUACAUCCGGGGGAGACGCCGUCGUCGUUUGUGUUUAAGGGUUUUUUAAACUUCAUCCUGCGCCAUGACGACCCCAGAGCUCACACACUCCGCAACAUGUUUGUCUUCAAACUCAUUCCCAUGCUCAACCCUGACGGGGUGAUCCGGGGACACUACAGGUAAAGCAUGCACACUCAACAUUACUGUGCUUUUUGGAAGAAAAUACAACCUUUUUUUUGUCUCACUGUCUCCCUCUCCAACUGUCUCCCUCUCCAACUCUCCCCCUCGCUCACUGUCUCCCUCGCUCACUGUCACUGUCUCCCUCUCUCACUGUCUCCCUCUCUCACUGUCUUCCUCUCUCACUGUCUCCCUCUCUCACUGUCUCCCUCUCUCACUGUCUUCCUCUCUCACUGUCUCCCUCUCUCACUGCCUCCCUCUCUCACUGUGUCCCUUUCACUGUCUCACUGUCUCCCUCUCUCACUGUAUGUCUCACUGUCUAACUGUCUCACUGUCUCCAAAUCACUGUCUCCCUCUCUCACUGUCAAACUGUCUCCCUCUCUUACUGUCUGUCUCCCUCUCUCACUGUCUCUCUCCCCCUCUCACUAACUGUCUCCCUCCCUCUCUCACUGUCUCCCUUUCUCACUGUGUCCCGUUCUCACUGUCUCACUUUCUCCCUCUCUCACUGUCUCACUGUCUCCGUCUCUCACUGUCUCCCUUUCUCACUGUGUCCCGUUCUCACUGUCUCACUGUCUCCCUCUCUCACUGUCUCCCUCUCUCACUGUCUCCGUCUCUCACUGUGUCCCUUUCUCACUGUGUCCCUUUCUCACUGUCUCCCUCUCUCACGGUCUCCCUCUCUCCCUCUCUCACUGUCUGUCUCCCUCUCUCACUGUCUGUCUCCCUCUCUCACUGUCUGUCUCCCUCUCUCACUGUCUGUCUCCCUCUCUCACUGACUCUGUCUCCCUCUCUCACUGUCUCCCUCUCUCACUCUCUCACUGUCUGUCUCCCUCUCUCACUGUCUGUCUCCCUCUCUCACUGACUCUGUCUCCCUCUCUCACUGUCUCCCUCUCUCACUCUCUCACUGUCUGUCUCCCUCUCUCACUGUCUGUCUCCCUCUCUCACUGACUCUGUCUCUCUCUCUCUCACUGUCUCCCUCUCUCUCACUGUCUCCCUCUCUCACUGUCUGUCUCACUCUCUCACUGUCUGUCUCCCUCUCUCACUGUCUCUCUCUCUCACUGUCUCACUCUCUUAAUCCCUCCCUCCCUCCCCAGGACUGACUCUAGAGGGGUGAAUCUGAACAGACAGUAUCUGAGCCCUAGUCCUGAUCUCCACCCCUCCAUCUACGCUGCUAAAACACUGCUGCUCUACCACCACACACACAACCGCACCACACACACACACUCCAACACGCACAGCAACACACACCACAACACACACUCUAACACACACACCUACAUCCCACCUCAAGCCCCUCCCCUCAGCACCAAACCCAACUAUCAGAGCCCUGCCCCACCCCUCACCCCUCUGGAACUCAGCCUCAACCAACGGAACGCUGAUAAAGACUCUAACCCCGCCCCCUCAGAGAUCACCAUGGUUAUGGAGGAGAACACCUGGGUAACCACGGAGACCGGGAAGAGGGAGGGGCAGGGGGAUGGAAGGCGCUGUGAAGAUGAGAAUGAUUCGCAGAGCGUCUCAGAGUCCACACCCACAUCAGUACCUCUGGAGCUGGUAGUCACAGCCGGGGAACCAAUCCCUGCGCAGGAGGGGGGAGUGGCCUAUUACGUGGACCUGCAUGGCCACGCUUCCAAACGCGGCUGCUUCAUGUACGGCAACAGCCUAUCAGACGAAAACCAGCAGGUGAGAGAGAGAGGGGGGGAGGGAGAGGGAGACUUGGGGAGAGAGCUGGGGAGGGGCAAAUGGAGACUUGGAGAGGGAGACUUGGGGAGAGAGAGAGAGACUUGGGGAGAGAGAGGGGGAGACUUGGAGGGAGAGAGAGAGAGACUUGGGGAGACUUGGAGAGGGAGACUUGGAGGGAGAGAGAGAGCGGGAGACUUGGAGAGGGAGGGAGAGAGGCAGGGAGAAACAGAAUGUAAAAUUGUUGCGGGGGAAGUUUGAGAGAGAGGGGGAGGGAGGGAAGUUGGUUGGUUGAAUUGUUGCAGGGGUAGUUUGCUGUGAAACCGUGUCUGAAAUUUGAAGACUCCUGUUAGCUCCAAGGACUCUCUAGGCUUCAGCUCAGUGGGCUUACAUGGUCUUGUUUUUUGCAACUCUUUUUAUUGGUAUUUUUUUCACAGUUACUGUAAACAAUGCUUAAAAUACAGUACAUUGCACAUGUGAUUUUAUACAUUCGAUAUAGCAUGGGAACAUGCUUUUUGAAUGAGGUAGGAAUGUAUAUGAUCAUUCGAAAAUAUAAAAUACUUAAGUAAUACUUUCAUAACAAAACAAACAUUAGAAACAACAAAGUGCCCCCAAAAACCAAAACAUGGCCAGUCUUAAAAAGCAAUAGAACAAUUAUAAUAAUAAGACUGGUUAAUAUUAAACGCUCUAUUAAAUACAAAGCUCGGCUAGACAGUUUAAUUUAGAGUGUCUCUACAUUUACAUGUAGAGUAUACAUGUUACAUGUUAGUAUACAUGUUAGUCAGUUACUCCUGAGUGGCGCAGGGGUCUAAGGCGCUGCAUCGCAGUGCUAACUGUGCCACUAGAGAUCCUGGUUCGAAUCCAGGCUCUGUCGCAGCCGGCCGCGACCGGGAGACUCAUGGGCGGCGCACAAUUGGCCCAGCGUCGUCCAGGAUAGGAGAGGGAAUGGCCGGCAGGGAUGUAGCUCAGUUGGUAGAGCAUGGCGUUUGUGGGUUCGAUUCCCACGGGGGGCCAGUAUAAAAAAAUUAUUAUAAUGUAUUCACUAACUGUAAGUCGCUCUGGAUAAGAGCGUCUGCUAAAUGACUAAAAUGUAAAAUGUAACUCCUAUUACUAGCCUGUUCAACCUCUCUUUCAUAACGUCUGAGAUCCCCAGUGAUUGGAAAGCUGCCGCGGUCAUCCCCCUCUUCAAAGGGGGUGACACUCUAGAUCCAAACUGUUACAGACCUACAGUGGGGAAAAAAAGUAUUUAGUCAGCCACCAAUUGUGCAAGUUCUCCCACUUAAAAAGAUGAGAGAGGCCUGUAAGCAUUUCAAGGUCCUGGAGUGGCCUAGCCAGUCUCCAGAUCUCAACCCCAUAGAAAAUCUUUGGAGGGAGUUGAAAGUCUGUGUUGCCCAGCGACAGCCCCAAAACAUCACUGCUCUAGAGGAGAUCUGCAUGGAGGAAUGGGCCAAAAUACCAGCAACAGUGUGUGAAAACCUUGUGAAGACUUACAGAAAACGUUUGACCUGUGUCAUUGCCAACAAAGGGUAUAUAACAAAGUAUUGAGAAACUUUUGUUAUUGACCAAAUACUUAUUUUCCACCAUAAUUUGCAAAUAAAUUCAUUGAAAAUCCUACAAUGUGAUUUUCUGGAUUUUUUUUCCCUCAUUUUGUCUGUCAUAGUUGACGUGUACCUAUGAUGAAAAUUACAGGCCUCUCUCAUCUUUUUAAGUGGGAGAACUUGCACAAUUGGUGGCUGACUAAAUACUUUUUUCCCCCACAGUAUAUGUCUCUUUUGAGGCCAUCCAAAGCUUCUGUGAACUUCCUCAAACUAAGGGCAGCGUCCUGGCAAUCGCUGUCCUCCUCCCGCCCUGACAAGUUGCUUGCCGGGGUUGCUCGUCCAGGCAAGCCUGGGGCUUGGGGCCUCCUUUGGGAGGGUCUCUUUUAGAGCGAGUGUCUCCAUUUUUCAGGGAUUUGUGGAACAGUGAAGCGUCAGAUUAUGUUUAGGAAAUGAAGCUCAGCAAUAGAAGUCAAGUUGUAGACUAGACUGAGGUUUUAAAUAACAGACAUAUGACCGUUUACUCAGUUAGCGGGUGUGCUAGCUUGCUGACGACCGUUUACUCAGUUAGCGGGUGUGCUAGCUGGCUGACGACCGUUUACUCAGUAAGCGGGUGUGCUAGCUGGCUGACGACCGUUUACUCAGUAAGCGGGUGUGCUAGCUGGCUGACGACCGUUUACUCAGUAAGCGGGUGUGCUAGCUUGCUGACGACCGUUUACUCAGUUAGCGGGUGUGCUAGCUGGCUGACGACCGUUUACUCAGUAAGCGGGUGUGCUAGCUGGCUGACGACCGUUUACUCAGUUAGCGGGUGUGCUAGCUGGCUGACGACCGUUUACUCAGUUAGCGGGUGUGCUAGCUUGCUGACGACAGUUCAGCAGUUGAAUGUGCCCUUCUUAUUUCAAGUCGCGUUUACAGCGAUUAUAUGACUUCUUUCACUGUUACGAAGAGAAAAGAGAUGAAAAACCUUGCUUCGGAUAUUCUGCAGACCAAGGCAACCGAAACUGUGUCAGAAGCAGACAAAUGCCCGCCUCUCCUGUUGGUAGCUCGUUCAGGAAAAUCCAAGGCUUUGCUGCGGCCUACUUCAGCAAUCUUCCAUUCAGCAAAUUCACGGCCAUUUUUAAUGUUCGGAAGAGCAACGAGAUAUGAAACUAUGUAAGCAAUACUUAGUAAAGCGAAAUUAAUUAAACAAUAAAUUAAACUGUGCACUAAAUUUAAAUAAAGUUUGACACAACUUGGCGGAUCUCCGGGAAACGUGCGUUAAGUCAUUCGUGCCCCCGGAAAUCCCCUACAUGGUCUUGUUUGAUACCUUAAUGCUGACGUGUGUGUUUGUGUUUGUGUGUGUGUGUGUGUGUGUGUGUGUGUGGUGUGUGUGUGUGUGUGUGUGUAUCUGUGUGUAGGUGGAGAACAUGUUGUACCCUAAGCUGAUAGCUGUGAACUCCGCCCACUUUGACUUCCAUGGGUGUAACUUCUCUGAGAAGAACAUGUACGCCCGCGACAGGAGAGAUGGGCAGAGCAAAGAGGGCAGCGGACGCGUGGCCAUGCACAAAGCUAUAGGACUACUACACAGGUAAUAUCACCGCACACAAAGCUAUAGGACUACUACACAGGUAAUAUCACCGCACACAAAGCUAUAGGACUACUACACAGGUAAUAUCACCACACACAAAGCUAUAGGACUACUACACAGGUAAUAUCACCGCACACAAAGCUAUAGGACUACUACACAGGUAAUAUCACCACACACAAAGCUAUAGGACUACUACACAGGUAAUAUCACCACACACAAAGCUAUAGGACUACUACACAGGUAAUAUCACCACACACAAAGCUAUAGGACUACUACACAGGUAAUAUCACCGCACACAAAGCUAUAGGACUACUACACAGGUAAUAUCACCACACACAAAGCUAUAGGACUACUACACAGGUAAUAUCACCACACACAAAGCUAUAGGACUACUACACAGGUAAUAUCACCACACACAAAGCUAUAGGACUACUACACAGGUAAUAUCACCGGACACAAAGCUAUAGGACUACUACACAGGUAAUAUCACCGGACACAAAGCUAUAGGACUACUACACAGGUAAUAUCACCACACACAAAGCUGUUUGUGUCAUCCAACAAAUGUAAAUGCCUGGAGUUUGCUUAAUGUCAUUGGUAAUUGGAUUGGAGCCGGUGCUAUGAUCAGAUGACAAAUAGAUGUCUUUGGCGACUCACACCAGUGCUGGGUUUGGAUGUUAUAAGCAGAACAGAAGCUACUGUAAAUUAUAGUAGUGGAGCUUUGAUGUUAUGGGGCUGUUUUGCUUCCACUGGUCCAGGGGCCCUUGUUAAGGUCAACGGCAUCAUGAGCUUUACCCAGUACCGGGACAUUUUAGGCCAAAACCUGGUUGCCUUUGCCAGGAGGCUGAAACCUGGCCUUUAGUGGAUCUUCCAGCAAGACGAUAACCCCAUUGAAAACCUGUGAUUUGAAUUGAAGAGGGCAGUCCAUAUGCACAGAUGAAGGAAAUCAAGGAGCUGGAAAGAUUCUGUAUGGAGGAAUGGUUUAAGAUCCCUCCUAAUGUGUUCUCCAAUCUCAUAAAACAUUUUAGAAAUAGGCUCAGUGCCGUUAUCCUCGCAUGGGGAGGGGGCUAGAGUAUUGAAAACGGGCAAUAACUUUGACCCCUAUCUUUUUGAGAGAGAGAAUUCGUUUUUUUUUUACACUAUAGCUCAGUAUUUGAAUUAUUUAUUUUAUACAGUCUUUUAUGCUCAUGUUUAUCAAGGGUGACAAUUUUGGUCAUGUCUGUAUAUAUAUUAUGCUUAUAAGCUGAGUGUACAAAACAUUAAGAACACCUGCUCUUUCCAUGACAUAGACUGACCAGGUGAAUCCAGGUGAAAGCUACUAUCCCUUAUUAAUGUCACUUGUUAAAUCCACUUCAAUCAGUGUAGAUGAAGGGGAGGAGACAGGUUAAAGAAGGAUUUGUAAGCCUUGAGACAAUUGAGACGUGGAUUAUGUAUGUCUGCCAUUCAGAGGGUGAAUGGGCGAGACAAAAUAUUUAAGUGUCUUUGAACGGGGUAUGGUAGUAGGUGCCAGGCGAACAGGAUUGAGUGUGUCAAGAACUGCAACGCUGCUGGGUUUUUCACGCUCAACAGUUUCCGUGUGUGUCAAGAAUGGUCCACCAUCCAAAGGACAUCCAGCCAACUUGACACAAUUGUGGGAAGCAUUGGAGUCAACAUGGGCCAGCAUUCCUGUGGAACGUUUUCGACACAUUGUAGCGCCUAUGCCCUGACAAAUUGAGGCUGCUCUGAGGACAUUAGGAAGGUGUUCUUAAUGUUUUGUAAACUCAGUGUAUAUCAAAAAACACAAAUCUAAUUUAUUGGUCACAUAGACAUGUUUAGCAGAUGUUAUUGCGAGUGUAGUGAAAUGCUUGUGCUUCUAGUUCCGACAGGGCAGUAAUAUCUAACAGAUACACAACAAAUACCUAAUACGCACAAAUCUAAGUAAAGGCACACCUGUUACAGUGGCUUGCGAAAGUAUUCACCCCCCUUGGCAUUUUUCCUAUUUUGUUGCCUUACAACCUGGAAUUAAAAUAUAUUUUUGGGGGGUUUGUAUCAUUUGAUUUACACAACAUGCCUACCACUUUGAAGAUGCAAAAUAUUUUUUUGUGUGAAACAAACAAGAAAUAAGACAAAAAAACAGAACUUGAGCGUGCAUAACUAUUCACCCCCCCAAAGUCAAAACUUUGUAGAGCCACCUUUUGCAGCAAUUACAGCUGCAAGUCUCUUGGGGUAUGUCUCUAUAAGCUUGGCACAUCUAGCCACUGGGAUUUUUGCCCAUUCUUCAAGGCAAAACUGCUCCAGCUCCUUCAAGUUGGAUGGGUUCCGCUGGUGUACAGCAAUCUUUAAGUCAUACCACAGAUUCUCAAUUGGAUUGAGGUCUGGGCUUUGACUAGGCCAUUCCAAGACAUUUAAAUGUUUCCCCUUAAACCACUCAAGUGUUGCUUUAGCAGUAUGCUUAGGGUCAUUGUCCUGCUGGAAGGUGAAUCUCCGUCCCAGUCUCAAAUCUCUGGAAGACUGAAACAGGUUUCCCUCAAGAAUUUCCCAGUAUUUAGCGCCAUCCAUCAUUCCUUCAAUUCUGACCUGUUUCCCAGUCCCUGCCGAUGGAAAAACAUCCCCACAGCAUGAUGCUGCCACCACCAUGCUUCACUGUGGGGAUGGUGUUCUCGGGGUGAUGAGAGGUGUUGGGUUUGCGCCAGACAUAGUGUUUUCCUUGAUGGCCAAAAGGCUCAAUUUUAGUCUCAUCUGACCAGAGUACCUUCUUCCAUAUGUUUGGGGAGUCUCCCACAUGCCUUUUGGCGAACACCAAGCGUGUUUGCUAAUUUUUUUCUUUAAGCAAUGGCUUUUUCUGGCCACUCUUCCUUAAAGCCCAACUCUGUGGAGUGUACGGCUUAAAGUGGUCCUAUGGACAGAUACUCCAAUAUCCGCUAUGGAGCUUUGCAGCUCCUUCAGGGUUAUCUUUGGUCUCUUUGUUGCCUCUGAUUAAUGCCCUCCUUGCCUGGUCCGUGAGUUUUGGCGGGCGGCCCUCUCUUGGCAGGUUUGUUGUGGUGCCAUAUUCUUUCCAUUUUUUUUUAUAAUGGAUGUAAAGGUGCUCCGUGGGAUGUUCAAAGUUUCUGAUAUUUUUUUAUAACCCAACCCUGAUCUGUACUUCUCCACAACUUUGUCCCUGACCUGUUUGGAGAGCUCCUUGGUCUUCAUGGUGCCGCUUGCUUGGUGGUGCCCCUUGCUUAGUGGUGUUGCAGACUCUGGGGCCUUUCAGAACAGGUGUAUAUAUACUGAGAUCAUGUGACACUUAGAUUGCACACAGGUGGACUUUAUUUAAACUGGAUAAACUGGACUUCCUGACGGGCCGCCCCCAGGUGGUAAGGGUAGGUAACAACACAUUUCACUUCACCAAUUUGGACUAUUUUGUGUAUGUCCAUUAUGAAAUCCAAAUAAAAAUCAAUUUAAAUCACAGUUUGCACUGCAACAAAUUAUAAAAAAUGCCAAGGGGGAUGAAUACUUUUGCAAGGUGCUGUAAUUAAAAUGUUACAGCUAUAUGUUGCAGUGAAACUGUGUUUAUACAGUCUAAAUAGAGAUAUGUAGAGAGAACAGCCAUAAUGACCAACGUUAUGUUUGGAGGAAUAAGGGGGAUGCUUGCAAGCCGAAGAACACCAUCCCAACCGUGAAGCACGGGGGUGGCAGCAUCAUGCUGUGGGGGUGCUUUGCUGCAGGAGGGACUGGUGCACUUCACAAAAUAGAUGGCAUCAUGAGGAAGGAAAAUUAUGUGGAUAUAUUGAAGCAACAUCUCAAGACAUCAGUCAGGAAGUUAAAGCUUGGUCGCAAAUGGGUCUUCCAAAUGGACAAUGACCCCAAGCAUACUUCCAAAGUUGUGGCAAAAUGGCUUAAGGACAACAAAGUCAAGGUAUUGGAGUGGCCAUCACAAAGCCCUGACCUCAAUCCUAUAGACAAUUUGUGGGCAGAACUGAAAAAGCGUGUGCGAGCAAGGAGGCCUACAAACCUGACUCAGUUACACCAGCUCUGUCAGGAGGAAUGGGCCAAAAUUCACCCAACUUAUUGUGGGACGCUUGUGGAAGGCUACCCAAAACGUUUGACCCAAGUUAAACAACUUAAAGGCAAUGCUACCAAAUACUAAUUGAGUGUAUGUAAACUUUUGACCCACUGGGAAUGUGAUGAAAGAAAUAAAAGCUGAAAUAAAUCAUUCUCUCUACUAUUAUUCUGACAUUUCUCAUUCUUAAAAUAAAGUGGUGAUCCUAACUGACCUAAAACAGGGAAUUUCUACUAGGAUUAAAUGUCAGGAAUUGUGGAAAACAGAGUUUAAAUGUAUUUGGCUAAGGUGUAUGUAAACUUCCGACUUCAACUGUAUAUAUAUUAUGGUUAUAUAUUACAGCUAUACGUUGGAGUGUAACUACAACACAGGGAGGACAGUCAACACCAUCCCUCCUGCCUGCCAUGACAACGGACGAGCCACACCUCCUCCCCCUCCAGCAUUCCCCCCCAAAUAUACCCCCGAGAUAUUCGAACAGGUACAUAUGCACACGCACAGAGACGGACGCACAGAGACGGACGCACAGAGACGGACGCACAGAGACGGACGCACAGAGACGGACGGACAGAGACGGACGGACAGAGACGGACGCACAGAGACGGACGGACGGGCAGAGACGGACGGAACGAGAUGGACGGACAGAGACCAACUGACCGAGACCGACACUGACCGACAGAGACCGACUGACACUGACACUGACCGACAGACACUGACACUGACCGACAGACACUGACACUGACCGACAGACACUGACACUGACCGACAGACACUGACACUGACCGACAGACACUGACACUGACCGACAGACACUGACCGACAGACACUGACCGACAGACACUGACACUGACCGACAGACACUGACCGACAGACACUGACCGACAGACACUGACACUGACCGACAGACACUGACACUGACCGACUGACACUGACACUGACCGACAGACACUGACACUGACCGACAGACACUGACCGACUGACACUGACACUGACCGACAGACACUGACACUGACCGACAGACACUGACACUGACCGACAGACACUGACACUGACCGACAGACACUGACACUGACCGACAGUGUACCCCCGAGAUAUUCGAACAGGUACAUAUGCACACGCACAGAGACGGACGCACAGAGACGGACGCACAGAGACGGACGGACAGAGACGGACGGACGGACAGAGACGGACGGACGGACAGAGACGGACGGACAGAGACGGAUGGACCGACAGAGACCAACUGACAGAGACCGACACUGACCGACAGAGACCGACCGACACUGACCGACAGAGACUGACCGACAGACACUGACAGACACUGACAGACACUGACGGACACUGACGGAGACUGACGGAGACUGACAGAGACUGACAGAGACUGACAGAGACUGACAGAGACUGACAGAGACUGACAGAGACUGACAGAGACGGACAGAGACGGACAGAGACGGACAGAGACGGACAGAGACGGACAGAGACACACGACACGCAGGAGUAGGGUUGAUUUGAGCGUUCUGACCUCACAACGGCAGUCAUGGACCCAAGCUAACUUGCUAACGUUGACUAGCUUGCAAGCUACUUCCAGACACACAUGAGAGAACAGCUCACUCUGACCAUUUUACUCACCCUAGCAGAGCUGGUUAGGCUGUUUUCAUGUUAUCCAGAGCAUUGGUGACUGUAACUGUGCUGCUGGCAACAAUUUAAUGGUGCUUUUUUGCCAACGUUUACUGACACCUGCCAUAUUCAACGGGUGUUGAGUGUUCGUAAAUUCAUCAGUUAUUCUGCGCCCUUUGCACACUCAGAUGAGAGUGCUCUGAAAUCAGAGUAGAUAGCCAGAGUGAAUUUACGAACGCACCCCAGAGCAGCUAACUAUAUGUGUGUGUCUAGGUGGGGCGUGCGGUUGCCAUAGCAGCCCUGGACAUGGCUGACUGCAACCCGUGGCCACGUCUCGUCCUUUCAGAACACAGCAGCUUGACCAACCUCCGCGCCUGGACUCUCAAACACGUCCGCAACAGCAAGGGCCUCAACACACACUCUAGUGGGAGCAAGGGAUCACCACCCAAGAGCUUCAGCACGUAAGAACACCUCUGUUUUCCUGUUGUUACUGGAGUCACACUGCUACUGUUAUCAUCAUAUCACUACGCUGAAGUACUAAGCAUUAAUGUCUCGGUGUGUGUGUGUGUGUGUGUGUGUGUGUAGGUCUCUGAGUCGUGUUCGUUGUAACAGCCAUAGCAGUAGCAGCCAGACACCGUCCCCUCAGAUACACACCGCUCACGUAGCGUAACCUUCGGCUCACGCAAAACCAAACACACCAACACACACACCAAAACACACACUCAACACACAAAAAAACAAAAAAACAAAAACAAAACACCACAAACAACGGGGGGCGGGGGAACAAGAUCAAUCGGAACUGGCCAAGGUAAGAAUAUUUGAUGUGCCUAUCUCUCGAGAGAAAGAGAGAAGAGAGAGAGAGAGAAGAGAGAGAGGGAGGAGAGAAGCGAGAAAGAGAGGAGAAGAGAGGAGAGAGAGCAGAGGAGAGAGAAGGAGGAGAGAGAAGAGAGAGAGAGAGAGAGAGAGGGAGAAAGCGGGAAGAGAGAGAGGAGCGAAAGAGGAGAAGUGAUAUCCGGUAGCUCUCAGAAGAUCAGAUCUAGCUAAUAGCGAGCACUCUCUCUCUCUCUAGCUCUCUCUCCUCUCUCUCCUCUCUCUCUCUCUCUAGCUCUCACUUGUUCUCUCUCUCUCUCUCCCCCCCUCUCUCUCUCUCUCUCUCUCUCUCUCUCUCUCUCCUCUCUUGCUCUCACUUGUUCUUUCUCUCUCUGUUAUGAAGCCUUAUGAAUGCUGUAUGUAGGACUAUGUCUGCUGGUAUUGACAUGGAUGUGGUAGUGGUUGAUGCAUCAAAGCAGAUGUGUGCAUGGCAGGGCUCUCCAACCCUGUUCCUGGAGAGAUAUCUUCCUCUUGUUUUUAACUCCAACCCUGUUCCUGGAGAGAUAUCCUCCUGUAGGUUUUAACACCAACCCUGUUCCUGGAGAGAUAUCUUCCUCUUGUUUUUAACUCCAACCCUGCUCCUGGAGAGAUAUCCUCCUGUAGGAACAGGGUUGGAGACUCCUGGUGUAUGACCCCUGUAUGAACAGGGUUGGAGGCCCCUGGUGUAUGGUAUCAUCCAAAAUGCCACCCUGUUGUGCACUAUGGGCUAUGGUCACUACUGUGUAGGAAAUGGAAACUAGGUGCUGUCAGGUGGAUAUUGGAAUAGGGCUCCACUAGAAACUAGGUGUGUUCUGCUGUCAGGUGGAUAUUGUUUCUAUACUGGAAGAGAAUGAGGCUGAUGAUGUCAGAGCAGGAAAUCUUACAUCGGCUGUGAUUGGCUGAGCCCUGUUGGGUUGUGUGUAUCCUGCCUGUGUUAGAACCGUGUGUGUGUGUGUGUCUCUGUAGACUCUAAAACUCAGGAGAAGAGACGUCCCCCCCACCACCACCGCUCCGUCCUUCGGUCGUCUCCAAGCAACAGCCACCCCCCCACCCCAGCCCGGCCCCCGCCAUCCCCCACCUCCUCCUCUUCCUCCUCCUCGUCCUCCUCGGUGGCGUCCUGUCCUCUUCCAGGUCUGUACUCCCUCCAGACGCAGAGCCUGUCCGCCUUGCUGCCCUCACUGCCCAGGCCUGGG